AUGCUGGCCGCCACCGUUCUUGCGUUGCUUGUAUCAACAGCUCAGGCGCAUGAGCAUCACGAAGAUAAGAUCCCCGAAGGCGAGGCCAUCUCGCCAGACCCCCUGGAUACGACACUAUGGAUCCAUAUCCUCCUCCAGAUAUUCGCAUGGGGCAUCCUGUUCCCUGUGGGCAUGGUAUUGGGCAUUGUCCGCUCCCGAUGGCAUGUUCCUGUCCAGAUAGUCGCUACGGCGCUCGCCAUUCUAGGCUACCUACUCGGCCACGCUCACAAAGGUCGCCAAUUCGGCAAGAACGUACACGCGCAAUACGCCCCCUGGUUGAUGAUGAUGGUCUUCGCCCAAGCCGCCAUGGGCAUCUACCUCAGGCUCCAUCUUGAGCGCGGCUUCAACGGCAAGAUUAGGAAGUGGAUUGUUUCUGCACACGGUAUACUCGGCAAGAUCAUCCCGCUGGCUGCAUGGGUGCAGAUGCUCUUUGGCGGAAUCACUGCCUUGGGCUUCUGUCAAGGCGACCAUACCGGUCAGUGUGCAGCUCACUUCAUCAUGGGCUCUGCCUUCAUCGCCUACGGAAUCAUCUACACCAUCCUCCUUCUCGUUGGUCAGAUCUGGCUGCGUCGCACCGGCCGUUCUCAGGAGUUCUACGACAGUGUGGUCAUUGCUGCAUGGGGUUGUGUCAAUACUUUCACCGAACACAGAUGGGGAACUGCCUGGGUACGCAAUGAUCUGCAACACACGGCCAUGGGUGUCAUUUGGUGGUGCGCCGGCCUCUUGGGCGUCUGGCUCAGUCGCGACCGCCGUGGCCGUCCUAAGCGCAACUUGAUCCCUGCCAUUGUCAUCGCCAUCACUGGAUGGGCCAUGAGUGGUCACCCCCAGGAAUUGCAUCUCAGCACCAUGGUACACAGCGUUUUCGGAUACACCUUGAUGGCCGCAGGUAUCACUCGCAUCAUUGAGAUCAGUUUCGUCUUGAAGGACAACAACUCGAUCUCUGAGGAUGGCGAGGACACCAACAGCUUCCAAUUCCUGCCUCCCUUCUUGCUGUACGCUAGUGGCUUCCUGUUCAUGGGCGCUACCGAAGAGCAGAUGUUGCUCUUGUCAAACGCUGGUGUCACCCACGUCGCUUACAUCCUGAUCCUCUACAGCAUUGCUUUCCUCCUCUUCCUUUUCGUCAACAUGCUCCUUCGACUCUACACCUACUACGUCGAUUCGCCAACCGAUACCAAGUCGGCCGAUCCCGAAAGCAGACUCAACGGCUCUGCCAUGCCCAACGGUCAUGCCCGCAUUCCAGAUGCAAGCGACCGUCAAAUAAGAGAUGCAGAAGAGUUCGAACUGGAAGGUCUAAUGAGCGAGGACGAUGAUGAUCUGCCGAAGCGCCACAAUUAG
Molecule: messenger RNA, 1374 nt
Organism: Aureobasidium pullulans EXF-150
Lineage: Eukaryota; Fungi; Ascomycota; Dothideomycetes; Dothideales; Saccotheciaceae
Exons: 3
Coding region: 1-1374 (457 amino acids)
Source: RefSeq, a predicted model, not a curated record